AGUAUGGACCUGGCGUUGGACUUGGGUGACCAGGACCUGCUGGACUUCCUGCUAGAGGAAAGCGGAGAUUUGGGGGCCGAGCAGCCCCUCUCCGAGACGCUGAGUGAAUGGGAGGCAGAGGAUUUCCUGAGUUCCCUGCUGAGUCCUCCAGCAUCGUUGAACGUCCUUAGCUCCUCUGAUUCCUGUCUUGUUCACCAUGAUCACACCUACUCCCUCUCACAACAUGUCUCCAUAGAUCUAGAUGGUGGGAACUAUGGAAAAGAGGGGGCCCAGACGACUCCACUGCGUGUGGAGGAGCCAGCAGAGCAGGAAAUUGCUAGGCUGAUACUGACAGAUGAGGAGAAGAGGCUGUUGGAGAAGGAGGGGCUUACUCUGCAUGGGACACUUCCUCUUACUAAGAUGGAGGAACAAGUUCUGACACGAGUGCGGAGGAAAAUUAGAAACAAAAAGUCUGCUCAGGAGAGCCGCAGGAAGAAGAAGGUGUAUUUGGGAGGUUUAGAGAGCAGGGUCUUGAAAUACACAGCCCAGAAUCUGGAGCUACAGAACAAAGUGCAGCUCCUGGAGGAACAGAAUUUGUCCCUUCUGGACCAGCUGAGGAGACUCCAGGCCAUGGUGAUUCAGGUGUCAGACAAAACGAGCAGCACCAGCACCUGCGUCUUGGUCCUACUUUUCUCCUUCUGUCUGCUCAUCGUACCUGCUAUGUACUCCUCUGACACAAGGGGGAGCCUGCCAGCUGAGCAUGGAGUGUUGUCCCGCCAGCUUCGUGCCCUCCCCAGUGAGGACCCUCACCAGCUGGAGCUGCCUGCCCUGCAGUCAGAGGUACCAAAGGACAGUUCAGACCAAGAGAUCCAGGCUCCUGGCAACUCUUGCUGCUUGCUGUACCACAUGCCUCAGGCUCCUGGUGCUGAGCCUCCCCUGAAGUGGCCAUUUCCUGUCCCUUCCUCAAAGUCCCCCUGCCCAGGUCCCGCCCUUCCCCUGCAUGCAAAUUUCACAAGAGAUCGGGAAUGGUUCCCUACUCACAGCCCCACAUCUGUUAUCUUACAGGGCAGAUAUUCAGGCUAGAUAUUCAGGCUAGAUUGGGGGGAGGGUGCUAUGCCAGAGCCUGCGGUCCUAGUCUGUGUCCAAAUGAAAGGAAUGGGAGAGGGCUAGUGUGAGCUCAUGCGUCCUGUGUCAGGAAGCCUGAGCGUUCAAACACACCACACUUAACUGGCUUUCUGGGUCUUUUAUUUGUACCCAUGUAAAUCUACCACCCCAUGAAUGGGCCUGGGGGAAUCAACCGACCUCGUUAAACAUUUCAUGCAGUGAGGGGAUUGGGUGAGGAGAGAAAUAAAUAAGUGAUUCUGAUGCUUGGAUCACCUUCAACCCCUCUUUACUGGCACGAUUGGGUGGGGAGAAGGGAAGGGGCAUGAUUGUCUUGGUGGCUCAGGGUUGCAGGAGGCUGGGGGGCGGGGAGCAGUGAAGAGGAAGAGGAAAGGCCAGGCUGGAGGCUGGGCUGUUAGAGCCUCCCUCCCACAGUUCAGAGGGCUCACUUUGGGUUUGUUGUGGCUUCCUUUGGUCCAGGGUUAGGUCCUGUGCUUAGUCCUGUGCCCUGUUCGGCUACUGGCUUGGAGGCCUUUCUGUGCUGCUGCUGCAGGGCCAGCUGCAUGGCCCAGAUGCUCAGCGGCCGCAUGUAGGCCAGCGAGCGGAACACCCGCUGCUGGCAGUAUGCUUCAGGGGUCUGGAAGGCCAGGCCCAGACG
Messenger RNA from Odobenus rosmarus divergens (Pacific walrus), 1738 nucleotides. It is a transcript of the gene CREB3, whose product is annotated as cAMP responsive element binding protein 3. Lineage: Eukaryota; Metazoa; Chordata; Mammalia; Carnivora; Odobenidae. The transcript is spliced from 9 exons. Gene Ontology annotation, biological process: regulation of transcription by RNA polymerase II. Gene Ontology annotation, molecular function: DNA-binding transcription factor activity, RNA polymerase II-specific; RNA polymerase II cis-regulatory region sequence-specific DNA binding. The coding region runs from base 4 to 1062 and encodes 352 amino acids. Gene Ontology annotation, cellular component: nucleus. The record is from RefSeq and is a predicted model, not a curated record.